This is a messenger RNA of Ochotona princeps (American pika), 1342 nucleotides long. RefSeq names its product secreted frizzled related protein 5 (gene SFRP5). NCBI's taxonomy places the organism in Eukaryota, Metazoa, Chordata, Mammalia, Lagomorpha, Ochotonidae. The transcript has 3 exons. Bases 134 to 1066 code for a protein of 310 amino acids. The record is from RefSeq and is a predicted model, not a curated record. Gene Ontology annotation, molecular function: Wnt-protein binding. Gene Ontology annotation, biological process: canonical Wnt signaling pathway; non-canonical Wnt signaling pathway; negative regulation of canonical Wnt signaling pathway.
CCCACUUGGACGCCCUCAGCUGCAGCACCGCCGAGGCGCACGGAGUUGGGGACGCAAGCCGGGACACCAGAGGGUGCUGCACACCGGGCGUCGGGGGUCUUCAGGGCGUGCGCAGGGGGGGGGCAGCGCAGCCAUGCGGGCGGCUGUGGGCGCACGGGCGGCCGCGCUGGCGCUGCUGCUGGGCGCGCUGGCGAGAGGCGAGGAGUACGACUACUACAGCUGGCAGGCCGAGACGCUGCAUGGCCGCUCCUACUCCAAGCCGCCGCAGUGCCUCGACAUCCCCGCCGACCUGCCACUCUGCCACACUGUGGGCUACAAGCGCAUGCGACUGCCCAACUUGCUGGAGCACGAAAGCCUGGCUGAGGUGAAGCAGCAGGCAAGCAGCUGGUUGCCACUGCUGGCUAAACGCUGCCACUCGGACACGCAGGUCUUCCUGUGCUCGCUCUUCGCGCCUGUCUGCCUCGACCGGCCCAUCUACCCGUGCCGCUCACUGUGUGAGGCUGUGCGCGCCGGCUGCGCGCCGCUCAUGGAGGCUUAUGGCUUCCCCUGGCCCGAGAUGCUGCAUUGCCACAAGUUCCCCCUGGACAACGACCUCUGCAUCGCCGUGCAGUUCGGGCACCUGCCCGCCACCGCGCCUCCAGUGACCAAGAUCUGCGCCCAGUGUGAAAUGGAGCACAGCGCUGACGGCCUCAUGGAGCAGAUGUGCUCCAGUGACUUCGUGGUCAAAAUGCGCAUCAAGGAAGUCAAGUUGGAGAACGGUGACCGCAAAUUGAUUGGCGCUCAGAAAAAGAAGAAGCUGCUGAAGCCAGGCCCCCUGAAACGUAAGGACACCAAGAGGCUGGUGUUGCACAUGAAGAAUGGGGCAGGCUGCCCCUGUCCGCAGCUGGACAGCCUAACAGGCAGCUUCCUGGUCAUGGGCCGCAAGGUGGACGGCCAGCUGCUGCUCAUGGCUGUCUACCGCUGGGACAAGAAGAAUAAGGAGAUGAAGUUUGCAGUCAAAUUCAUGUUCUCCUACCCCUGCUCCCUCUACUACCCCUUCUUCUAUGGGGCUGCAGAACCCCACUGAAGGAUGCUCCUCCCCCUGAUCCCCAGCCAGCUGCGCCUUGCCCUUAGUCCUUGCCCCCACUCCCAGAAUGCCCCAGCCCUGCUUUGUGCAGAGGUGUUGGGCAUAGACCCCGAAGGAUGGAUAUGUGGCAGGGGCUGGCCACCUUGAAGCUUACUGUUUUGUUGGGGGAACCACCAGGGUCUCAGAAAGUUAGGGAGGGGAAGGGACAGGUGGCAGGGCCCAGAAUGGCUAAGGAGCUAGCUUCCAACGUGGAGGUGGUACAGGAUACCCAGUGCU